This is a messenger RNA of Brienomyrus brachyistius, 1853 nucleotides long. It is a transcript of the gene cox10, whose product is annotated as protoheme IX farnesyltransferase, mitochondrial. Lineage: Eukaryota; Metazoa; Chordata; Actinopteri; Osteoglossiformes; Mormyridae. Gene Ontology annotation, biological process: heme biosynthetic process. Gene Ontology annotation, cellular component: membrane; mitochondrion. The record is from RefSeq and is a predicted model, not a curated record. Gene Ontology annotation, molecular function: protoheme IX farnesyltransferase activity.
CCGGAAGUUUUUCCUGUAGCGCCGGGGGGUAACAUGGCGCCCGGCGGCAUGUGAGAAGGACGGUGUCAGAGCCGGUUUUACCGCCUCGAAAGCAUGUAUACAGCUCCAUGUAGCAGGUUUGCAGGUAGGGUGGGUGCUGUCCUUAUCCUGAAGCUCCCGGAAAGCGUGGCUGUCUUGCAGCGGCGGUAUCCCAGCCUGCCCCUGCCGGUUCACAGCUGCCCUGCCGCAUGUGUUACCUUCCAGCACCUGACCUUCCUCAAGCGACAGUAUGUGACGAAGGGCGGCGGUGAGUUUCGGCAGCAGGCACAGCCCAAGCGGGAGCGCGUUGCGGCCCUGCCGGAGGAGCGGGACGAUGCGGUCGUCAGGGAGGUUCAGGAGCUGCCGGCCCUCAGGCUGCCACCGCAGACCCCCCCCACAAGAGGGGUGUGACUCCGGCCAGGGAGGUGGAAGCGGGGGGUCUCGCAAGAUGCUCGUGCGGAGAGGCAGUGGCGGGAACUGAAGGUGGAGCCAGGGGACCUGCUCGGUGUCUAUGCACGCCUCUCCAAAAUCAAGCUCACGGCCCUGGUCGCCACGACAGCUGCAGCAGGCUUUGCAAUGGCUCCGGUGCCCUUUGACCCCAGUGUCUUUCUGCUGGCGUCGCUCGGCACUGCACUGGCAUCCUGUGCGGCCAAUUCCAUCAACCAGUACUUCGAGGUGCCAUUUGACUCCAAUAUGAACCGAACAAAGAACCGCCCGCUGGUCAGGGGCCAGAUCAGCCCUCUCCACGCCGUGACUUUCGCUGCCUCCUGUGCCGUGCCUGGCGUGGGUCUUCUCACGUUGGCUGUAAACCCCCUGACGGGCUUCCUGGGGGCCCUCAACAUCGUGCUGUACACCUGCUGCUACACACCACUCAAGAGGCUGAGCAUCGCCAACACAUGGGUGGGGGCUGUGGUGGGUGCCAUCCCCCCCAUCAUGGGCUGGACCGCCGCCACUGGCUCGCUGGACGCAGGUGCCCUCCUCUUGGGGGCGUUCCUGUACUCAUGGCAAUUCCCCCACUUCAACUCGCUGAGCUGGAACCUGCGUGAGGAUUACUCCCGGGGCGGGUACCGCAUGAUGUCGGUGACGCACCCGGCGCUGUGUCGGCGUGUGGCCCUGCGACACAGCCUGGCCCUCAUGGGCCUCAGCACUCUGGCGCCCCCUCUGGGCGUCUCUACCUGGACCUUCCCGCUCAUCUCGCUGCCCAUCAACCUGUACAUCAGCUACCUGGCGCUGCGUUUCCAGCGGGACGGAGACCGCGCCAGCGCACGCCGCCUCUUCUUCUGCAGCCUCUGGCACCUGCCCAUGCUCCUCCUCCUCCUCAUCACCUGCAAGAAGCCACGUGCCGAGCAUGGGGGGGCCCAGACCACAGUGGGGGGCCAGGUCCAGGACAGUUAACCCUUGGCCUUGCCUGUCACUCCCACCCCCGCACAUCUGGACGCGAGAAUAGCGACAAUUAGGAUCUGCUUUAACAAGAAUAACUCAAAACGUUAUGAUUUCAGGGAUCUUGUAAUCAAUCAUUUGUGUGUGUGUGUGUGUGUGUGUGUGUGUGUGUGUGUGUGUAUGUAUGCAUACGCCCUCCCGCGCGUUAAUUUAUUCACACACCAGUGAUGCGUACAACCGACUGGCAGCUUGAUGUUUAAUUACAGAGCUAAACGAAUGUAUGUCACUCUCUGUCUCAGUCCUGCCCGACUUGUGAACUGCUCAGUUCUCUAGGAAAGCCUCGUUUCUAGUGCUGUGAUGUGAUUUCUGACCACUGCUGUUACACAGUUCAGUGCGCUGACAUACUGUAUGUGGAUGGAAGCCCUGUGCCACACCAAUAAAGAACAAUCGCUGUC